AGCGUUUUCUGCGGGCCAGGGCGGCGGAGGCGGGACUUCCGCUUCUUCGUGUGACGUCAUCUCCGUGGGCCGGUUUGGCCCUGAAACAGUGUGGGGCCUAGAGCGCUGGGUGGGCGCGUUCUGCGGCCUGAGCAGGGACGGGUAGUGAAGCGGUUACGCCCCUUCUUCGCGUCUUGGCGGGAGCCUGACGCCCCGCUUCUCCCCUAACGAGGUGUCCCACCGGCGCCCGCCGAGGCCUAGGCCUCCGCAGCCGCCCUCCGUCUCCUCAGCCCCGACGCUGCGCUUUGGGCCUUGUGCGCAUUUUUUUCGGGGGAAAACUGAGGCUCGGAGUGCGAAAGUCAGCCGAGGUCGCCCCGCCCAGGACAGAGAAGGGCUGUGGUCGGCUGAUCCGCGGCAUUCCCGGGAUGGCGGCGGCGUGGAUGGCUCCGGCGCAGGAGUCCGUGACCUUCGAGGAUGUGGCUGUGACAUUUACCCAGGAGGAGUGGGGGCAGUUGGACGUGACCCAGAGGGCCUUGUACGUGGAGGUGAUGCUGGAGACCUGUGGGCUUCUGGUCGCACUGGGUGACAGCACAAAACCUGAGACCGUAGAGCCUAUCCCUUCUCACCUGGCCUUGCCUGAGGAAGUCUCACUCCAGGAACAGCUGGCACAGGGAGUCCCAAGAUACUCCUAUUUGGGACAGGCCAUGGAUCAAGAUGGGCCAUCUGAAAUGCAGGAAUACUUUUUGAGACCAGGGACAGACCCACAGAGUGAGAAACUCCAUGGGAAAAUGAGCCUUGAACACGAAGGUUUGGCGACAGCUGAUGGUAUAUGUUCAAUGAUGAUACAGAACCAAGUCUCACCAGAAGAUGCUCUCUAUGGAUUUGACUCAUAUGGACCAGUUACAGAUUCCUUGAUUCAUGAAGGGGAAAAUUCCUAUAAAUUCGAGGAAAUGUUUAAUGAGAAUUGCUUCCUUGUUCAGCAUGAGCAGAUUCUCCCUCGUGUGAAGCCCUAUGAUUGCCCAGAAUGUGGGAAAGCCUUCGGCAAGAGCAAACACCUCCUUCAGCAUCACAUCAUCCAUACUGGGGAGAAGCCCUAUAAAUGCCUGGAGUGUGGGAAAGACUUCAACCGCAGGUCACACCUCACACGGCACCAGCGGACUCACAAUGGAGAUAAGCCCUUUGUGUGCAGUGAAUGUGGAAGGACCUUCAAUCGCGGGUCGCACCUUACACGGCACCAGCGGGUUCACAGUGGAGAGAAGCCUUUUGUGUGCAAUGAAUGUGGAAAGGCCUUUACCUACCGCUCCAAUUUUGUCUUGCAUAACAAGAGCCACAAUGAGAAAAAACCCUUCGCAUGCAGCGAAUGUGGAAAAGGCUUUUAUGAGAGUACAGCCCUCAUUCAACACUUCAUUAUCCAUACUGGGGAGAGGCCCUUUAAGUGCCUUGAGUGUGGGAAGGCCUUCAACUGCAGGUCACACCUCAAGCAGCAUGAGCGGAUUCACACUGGUGAGAAGCCCUUUGUGUGCAGUCAAUGUGGAAAGGCCUUCACUCACUAUUCCACCUAUGUCCUGCAUGAAAGAGCCCACACUGGAGAAAAGCCUUUUGAGUGCAAAGAAUGUGGGAAAGCCUUUAGCAUUCGAAAAGACCUCAUUCGACACUUCAACAUCCACACUGGAGAGAAGCCCUAUGAGUGUUUACAGUGUGGAAAGGCUUUUACCCGCAUGUCAGGGCUCACAAGGCACCAGUGGAUUCAUACUGGAGAGAAGCCGUAUGUAUGCAUCCAAUGUGGGAAAGCCUUUUGUCGGACCACAAACCUGAUUCGACACUUUAGCAUCCACACUGGAGAGAAGCCCUAUGAAUGCGUGGAGUGUGGGAAGGCCUUCAACCGCAGGUCACCCCUCACAAGGCACCAGCGGAUUCACACUGCAGAGAAGUCCCACGAACCCAUCCAGAGUGGGAACGUUUCUUGCGAGAGCACAGAUCUCAUUCAACACUCCAUCAUCCACACUGAGAGUAGCCCAGUGAGUGCAGUGAAUAUGGAAACGCCUUCAAUUGCCGCUCAUUCCUCCUCACUCGACAUCAACGGAUUCAUAGUGGAAGAAACCCUACAAUUGUAACAGAUGUGGAAAGACUUUUUACGUACACUUCAGUCAACAUCCAAGAAUUCCUAUUAGUGAAACAGUUUUUUAAUAUAACCACUGAAGAAAAUCUGUGGUGAGAGGAAACAUCUUACCAUCUGGUUAUUCGUACUGAAGAGAAACUCCAUAAGUAUCAUCUCUGUGGGAAAACCUGUUUUAGAUCAUCAUUUGUCAUCUAAACAAUUAUGUUAGAAAUUGACACAGCCAAGAGUCUUAUUCUACAUCUGAUAAUUCACCCAUGAGAGAGACCCAGUGGUUACUGUGCACUUAGGAAAACUUUCAGCCACAUCUUUCUUGUUAGUUUACAGUGAAAUGUUAUCUCAGGGACAUUCAAACAAAGGAGGAGUCGUCAUAGGGAAGAGAAAGAAAUGGAAGCACAGCUUCUUUCAGACUUCCCUGACAAGCCCAUGGCAAUUUGUCAUCCCCUCCUUAUUUUAUUUGGGAGAGGGAAAUGUUUCAGAAACAAAAGGGCCUCAUCCCCUUUAUUUUCCCUGUGUAUACAUUCACUGCUGUCCAGUGCUGUAGACAAACGGUUUGUUUGAAAACAUUUUGUGAAAGCCUACUUUGUUCCACAGCAUUGUCUCCACUCUUGAGGAGCAGAAGCAUAUAUCUUUAUGAGAAAGAUGGAGGCUUGAGUUAUGAAAUACUUUUACAUUUAAGGAGAUAAAGGAUGUACAUAUGAAUGGGCACAUUUUACUGCACACUUCAGACGCUUUGAUUUUUUAAAAAAAUUGUUUCUCCGUGUGUCUUUAACCACCCAGUACCAUACUUUUUUCUUGAUCUGGAUCUACUUGUUAAUUUCUUCUUUAUUUUUCUGUAGGAUGGAGAUGAUAUUGUAGCUGUUUGUACAUAAUGUAAUCCAGGGAGUCCUAAUUCUUCCCUCUGGUUGUGGUUUCUCAGCUUCUUUACUCCUCUUUAGAGAGAGUAAAUAGUUCAAAAUUCACCUCAACAAUUUUCUAGAGGUCAAUUUGGAACCAAAAAUGAAAUAAGACAUGUAGCUAAAGUAAGUUAAAAGAUUAUGAUAAACUCAGAAAAUAAACAGAGAAGGAAUCUCAUUUUUCAGUCUUACAGAAGAUUGUGUGAAGGCUGACUAUAUAUAAAGUGACUGGAAUUUUAACAGGUGAACCUGCAUAUGUAUAUGCAGGUAGUUGUCACCAUGGAUUGAGUCCAGUCGUAAUAAUUAAUAUGUUUAAUCAGAAUAUUUUGGAAUUUCUCUUUUGGUAUUUUUGUUUCUUUUAUUGUUUUUAAUUGACAAUGUUUAUGGGGUUUGGUGUGAUAUUUCAAUACAUGUGUACUAAGAGUAAUGAUCAAAUCAGGGUAAUUAGCAUAUCCAUCUCAAUCAUUUAUCAUUUCUUUGUGUUUAGAAACAUUCACAGUCUGCUUUUCUAGCUAUUUGAAAAUAUAAAAUGUAUUGUUGCCAAUUGUACUCAUUCUACAGUGCCACAGAACACUACAACUUAUUCAAAUGGAAUCUUACUUGCUGUAAUUUUGUAUUUGUUAACCAAUCUCUAUCUGCCUCUCUGCUGUCCUUCCCAGCCUCUGGUUACCACCAUUCUCAACCUUUUAUGCUUGCAUAUGAGUAGAAACAUGGAGUAUUUCUCUUUCUGUGUCUAGCUUAUUUCACUUAAUGUCUUUCAAGCUCAUUCAUGUUGCUGUGAAUGACAGGUUUAUUUUUCAUGGCUGAGUAGUAUUCCAUUGUGUAUAUAUGCCAUGUUUUCUUUCUUCAUUCAUCUGAUAAUGGACACUUAGAUUGAUUUCUUAGCUAUUAUGAGUAGUGCUUCGAUAAACAUAAGAGUGUAGAUCUCUCUUUGACAUAUAGAUAUAUUUGUUUUUGCAUAUAUGCCCAGUAGUAGUAUAGAUCAUUACCAGUGGAUCAUAUGGUAGUUGUAUUUUUAACUUUUGUUUAUUUUUCAUUUUUUAAAAUGGGGUCUUGCUGUGUUAUUCAGGCUGGUCUCAGACUCCUGGGCUCAAGCAGUCCUGCACCUCAGCCUCCUGAGUAGCUGGGACUACAGGCACACACCACCGUGCCUGGCUAUAGUUUUAGAUUUUUGAGGAACAUCCAUACUGUUUUCCAUAUGGCUAUACUAAUUAGCAUUCCUACCAGCCAUAUAUAAGAGGUCCCCCUUUUCCAUGUUCUCAGCAGCAUUUUUUAUUUUUUAUCUUUGGUAAUAGCCAUCCUAACUGAGGUGAAAUUAUAUCUCGUGGUUUUGAUUUGCAUUUCCCUGAUUAGUGAUGUUGAGCAUUUUUUCAUAUACUUGGCCAUUUGUAUGUCUCCUUUUGAGGGAUGUCUAUUCACCUUAUUUACCCAUUUUAAAAUCGGAUUUUUUAUUUUUAUUUUUUGCUAUUGAGUUCCUUUUGUAUUCUGGAUAUUAAUCCCUUUCAGAUGAAUAGUUUGCAAAUAUUUUAUCCCACUCUACUAGUUGUCUCUUCAUUCUGUUGUUUCCUUUGCUGUGCAGAAGUUUUUUAGAUUAAUAUAAUCCCUUUGUUUAUUUGUGCUUUUGUUACCUUGAUUUUUAGGUAUUCAUAAAAUCCUCGCCCAGACCAAUAUCCAGAAGCAUUUCCCCUAUGUUUUUUUCUGUAGUUUCAUAGUUUUUGCUCUUACAUUUAAGCUUUCAAACCAUUUUGAGUUGAUUAUCCUGAGAGCAUAGAUUCAAAUUGCCCUAAAAAUACAUUCCCAAUUUUUGUUUUUGCUUUUUAAUUAUUUUUUAGAGACAUAGUCUCACCACAUUGCCCAGCUUGGUCCUGAACUCCUGGACUCAAGUGAGCCACAACCCAGCCUUCUGAGUAGCUAAGAUUACAGGUAUGAGCCAGCAUACUUGGUGUUUUGAGUUGAUUUUUGUGUAUGGUGAGAGAUGAGUCUACUUUCAUUCUUCUGCAUAUGAAUAUCCAGUGUCCCAGCACCAUUUAUUGAAGAGACUGUCCUUUUCCCAGUGAAUGUUCUUUGUGCCUUUGUUAGAAAUCAGUUGGCUGUAAAUGGGAUUUAUUCCUGGGUUCUCUGUUUUGUUCCAUUGGUUUGUGUGGUUUUUAAAAAAAUACCUGUACCAUGCUGUUUUGGUUACCAUCACUUUGUAGUAUAUUUCAAGGUCAGGUAGUGUGAUAACUCCCAUUUUGUUCUUUUUGCUUAGGAUUGCUUUGGAUAUUCAGUAUCUUCUGUGAUAUCAUGAAUUUUAGGAUUACUAUUUCUAUUUCUGUGAAAAAUGUCAUUGGUAUUUUGUUAAGAGUGCAUUGAAUCUGUAGAUCACUUGAGGUAGUAUGUUCAUUUUUUUUUCAUAAGCUAUCUCUUAACAGGAAAGUAUGUUCAUUUUUAUAUUAACCAUUCUAAUCCAUGACCAUGGGAUGUUUUUCCAUUUUUAUGUGUGUCCUCUUUGAUUUACUUCAUCAGUGUUAUAUAGUUUUCCAUGUAUUCUUAUUUUAUUUUUGUUGAAGUAUUGUAAAUGGGAUGGCUUUGUUGAUUUCUUUUUCAGCUAAUUCAUUGUUGGUGUAUAGAAAUGCUGCUGAUUUUUGCAUGUUGAUUUUAUAUCCUGCAAGUUCAGUGAAUUUAUCAGCCCUAAGAGUUUUUUGGUGCCACUUUUGGAGUUUAGGGUUUUCUAUAUAUUUGAUCCUGUCAUGUGCAUACAGGGAUAAUUUGACUUCAUGCUUCCUGAUUUGCAUGCCCUUUAUUUCUUUAUCUUGCCUGAUUACUCUGUCUCAGACCUUUUGUACUUUGUUAAAUAAAAGGUGUGAAAGUGGGCAUACUUGUUUUGUUUCAGAUUAUAGAGAGAAAGCUUUCAGCACUUUCCCAUUAUGCAUGAUGUUAGCUGUGGGUAUGUUAUUUAUUACCUUUAUUAUGUUGAGGUACGUUCUUUCUAUUAUUAUUAUAAUUUUUUUUUAAUUUUUUUUUGAGAUGGAGUCUCACUCUGUCGCCCAGCUGGAGUGCAGUGGCAUGAUCUCAGCUCACUGCAAGCUCCGCCUUCGGGGUUCACACCAUUCUCCUGCCUCAGCCUCCCGAGUAGCUGGGACUACAGGUGCCCACCACCAUGCCUGGCUAAUUUUUUGUAUUUUUAGUAGAGAUGGGUUUUCACCAUGUUAGCCAGGAUGGUCUUGAUCUCCUGACCUCGUGAUCCGCCCACCUCGGCCUCCCAAAGUGCUGGGAUUACAGGUGUAAGCCACCGCGGCCGGCCCAUUCUUUCUAUUAUUAUGUGUAAUUUGUUAAGAGUUUUCAUCAUGAAGGGAUAUUGAAUGUUACCAGAGGCUUUUUCUCCACCUAUGGAGAUAAUCACAUUUUUUGUUCUUCAUUCUGUUGAUUUAUCAUGUUUAUUGUUUUGUGUAUGUUGAACCCAUUCUUGCAUCCCUAGAAUGAAUUCCACUUGGUCAUGGUAAACAAUCUUUUUGAUGUACUUUUGGAUUUGGUUGGCUAGUAUUUUGUUGAGGAGUUUUGCAUUUAUGUUCAUCAGGAAUAUUGGCCUGUAGUUUUCUUUUGCAUGUGUGUGUCCUUAUCUGGUGCUUGUGUCAUGGUAAUGCUGGCUUGUGGAAUGAGUUUAGAAUAAUUCCCUCCUCUUCAUUAUUCUGGGAAAGUUUGAGAAGAAUUCAUAUUUAAUUCCCCUAAAAUGUUUGGUAGAAUUCAGCAGUGAAGCCAUGAGAUCAUGGACUUUCCUUUGAUGGGUGACUUUUUAUUACUGAUUAAAUCUUGUUACUCAGAAUUGGUCAGUUGAAAUUUUCUGUUUCUUCUAGGUUCAAUCCUGAUGGGUUGUAUGUGUCUAGGAAUUUAUUUUCUGUAGGUUUUCCAACUUGUUGGUUUGUAGUUGUUCAUAAUAGUCUCUAAUGACUCUGUAUUUUUGUGGUAUCAGUUGCAGUGUCAUUUUUGUAUGUGUUUGAUUUUGAGUCUUUUCUCUUGGUUAGUCUAAUGGUUUCUUUUCAAAAAAUGAACUUUUCAUUUUGUUGAUCCUUUGAAUUUUUUUUUAAGUCUCAGUUUUAUUUAUUACUCUUCUGAUCUUUGUUAAUUCUUUCCUUGUAAUUUUGGGUCUGAUUUGUUCUUUUCUAGUUCCUUGAGAAGCAUUGUUAGAUUUUUCUUUUUUCUUUUUUUUUUUUUUUAAGAGACAGGGUCUUACUGUGUUACCUAGGCUGGAGUGUAAUGGUACAAUCAACUCAAACUCCUGGGCUCAAGUGAUCCUCACACCUCAGUUUUGAAUUCUUGGGCUCAAGCAGUUCUCCCACCUCUGCCUCCAGAAUAGCUAGGACUACUGGUAUGCACUAUCAUGACCAGCUAAUCUAUUUUUUUUUUUUUUUUUUUUUUUUUUUUUAGAGAUAGGGUCUUGCUAUAUGGCCCAGGCUGGUCUUGACCCAGCAUCAAGUCGUCCUCCUGCCUUGGGCUCCCAAAGCACUGGGAUUACAGGUGUGAGCCACCAUGCCCAGCCAGAUCUUUCUUGUUUUUGAUGUAGGUGUUUAUUACUAAAUACUUCCCUCUUAAAACUGCUCUUGCUGCAUCCCAUACAUUUUUAUAUGUUGUGUUUCUGUUUUCACUCAUUUUAAGACAUUUAAAUUUUUUUUCUUAAUUUCUUCAUUACCCAUUGGUCAUUCAGAAUCAUGUUAUUUAAUUUCCAUUUAUUUGUGCUGCUUUAAAAGUUCCUCUUGUUAUUGAUUUCUAGGUUUAUUUCAUUGUGGUCAGAAAGGUACUUGAUGUGAUUUUAAUUCUUUUAAUUUUUGUGAUUUGUUUUGUGGUUUAACAUGUGGCCUCUCCUUGAAAAUAUUGCAUGUGCUUAUGAAAAAAAAUAUGUAUUCUGUAGCUGUUGGAUGAAAAGAUCUGUUAGUGUCUUUUAAGUCCAUUUGGUCUAAAGUCAGUUUAAACUUGGUGUUUCUUUGUUGAUUUUCUAUGUAUAUGAUCUGUCCAUUGCUGAAAGUAGGGUGUUGAAGUCCACAAGUAUUAUUGUAUUAUUGUAUUGUCUUCCCCUUUAGAUCUAAUAAUAUUUGCCUUAUAUAUCUGGGUGCUCUGAUAUUGGGUGCAUAUAUAUUUACAAUUUUUGUAUCCUCUUCCUGAUUUCAUCCCUACUGUGUUUGAUACAAAGUCUCUUAUCGUAAGUAUAGCUACUCCUUAUAUAGUCAUGAUUGUGGUAAAAAAAAAAAAGAAAAAAGAAAAAAAUGUAUAGCUACUCCUGCUUGCUUUUGGUUUCCAUUUGCAUGGAAUAUAUUCUAUUCCUUCGCUUUCAGUCUGUGUCUUUUUUUUUUUUUUUUUUUCAGACAUAGUCUCACUCUGUCACCCAGGCUGGAGUGCAGUGGUGCUAUCUUGGCUCACUGCAACCUCUGCCUCCUGGGUUUAAGCAUUUCUCCUGCCUCAGCCUCCCGAGUAGCUGGGACUACAGGUGUGCGCCACCACACCCGGCUAAUUUUGUAUUUUUAGUAGAGAUGGGGUUUCACUAUGUUGGCCAGGCUGGUCUCAAACUGACCUCAGGUGAUCCACCCGCCUCAGCCUCCCAAAGUGCUGGGAUUACAGGUGUGAGUCACUGCGCCUGGCCAUAUUUGUGUCUUUAGAGGUGAAGUGAGUUUCUUAUAGGUAGCAUAUAGUUGGGUCAUUUUAAAAACCCAUUUAGUAUAUAUCUUUUAAGGUAGGAAUUUAAUCUGUUUACCUCAAGGUUAUUAUUUUUAAGUGAAGACUCCUUUCAUUUUGUGGUUUUCAGAAUGUUUUGUAUAUCCUUUGUUCUUUUCUUCAUCUCUUAUUUUUUAUCAUUGUAUUUUGGUGGUUUUCUGUAGUGAUAAGAUUUGAUUUUUUUUUUUCUCUUUUUUCUUUGCCUAUCUGCUCUACCAGUGAGUCUUAUACUUUUGUGUGGUUACAUAAUGGUGAUUAUUGUCUUCUUAUUUCCCGAUAUAGCAUUCCCUUGAUCAUUUCUUGAAAGGCUGGUGUAGUGGUGAUAAAUUCCCUUAAUUUUUGCUUGCCUGAGACACACUUUAUUUCUACCUAAUUUCUCUCUUUCUUUUUUUUUUAAAUGGAGUUUCACUCUCUUGCCCAUGCUGGAGUGCAGUGGCAUGAUCUUGGCUCACUGCAGCCUGCACCUCCCAGGUUCAAGCGAUUCUCCUGUCUCAGCCUCUGGAGCAGCUGGGAUUACAGGCGCAUGCCACCAUGCCUGGUUAAUUUUUGUAUUUUUGUAGAGAUGGGGUUUCACCAUGUUGGCCAGGCUGGUCUUGAACUCCUGACCUCAAGUAAUUCGCCUGCCUCAGCAUCCUAAAAUACUGGGAUUAUAGGCAUGAGCCACUGCACCUGGCUAUUUCUACCUAAUUUCUGAUGGAUUGUUUUGCUGUGCGUAGUAUUUUUGACCGAUAUUUUUUCUUUUCUUUCAGAAAUUUGGAUAUAUCAUCCCAUUUUUUCCUGGCCUGUGAGGUUUCUGCUGUUAUUCUAAUGAAGAUUCCCUUAUAUAUGACUUGAUGCUUUUCUACUGGUACUUUUAGAUUUUUCUCUUUGUCUUUGACUUUUGUCAGUUCAAAUAUAAUGUGCCUUGGAGGUGACCUUUUUGGGGAUCUUUGAGCUUCCUGGAUCUGAAUGUCCAUAUCUCUCGUAAGACUUGGGAGGUUUUUAGCUAUUAUUUCAUUGUCUUUUUCGUUUUCUUUUAUGUUUUAUUUUUAAUCUUGCUAUGAUCUCCUUAGCAGCUAUAAUUUCAUUAAAUAUGUUUUAUUUUUUUAAUUUUUUUUUUUUGAGACAGAGUCUCGCACUGUCGCCCAGGCUGGAGUGCAAUGACGCAGUCUUGGCUUACUGCACCCUCCGCCUCCUGGGUUCAUGCGAUUCUCCUGCCUCAGCCUCCCAAAUAGCUGGGAUUACAGGUGCACACCACCAUACCCAGCUAAUUUUUCAUACUUUUAGUAGAGACAGGGUUUCGCCAUGUUGGCCAGACUGGUCUUGAACUCCUCACCUCAUGAUCCACCUGCCUUGGCCUCCCAAAGUGCUGGGAUUACAGGCGUGAGCCACCAUGCCUGGCCUGUUUUAUUUACAAAAUUGUAUUAAAUAUAUAUUUUUUUCUUUUUUUUCUUUUUUUUUUUUGAGACGGAAUUUUCACCCUUCUUGCCCAGGCUGGAGUGCAACGGUACAAUCUUGGCUCGCUGCAAACUCUGCCUCUCAGGUUCAAGUGAUUCUCCUGCCUCAGCCUCCCGAGUAGCUGGGAUUACAGGCACCCACCACCAUGCCUGGCUAAUUUUUUGUAUUUUUGGUAGAGACGGGGUUUCGCCAUGUUGCCCAAGCUGGUCUCAAAUUCCUGACCUCAGGUGAUCCACCCACCUCAGCCUCCCAAAGUGCUAGGAUUACAGGUGUGAGCCAUCGCACCCGACCUAUUAAAUAUAUUUUCUAUGCCUUUUGUCAUCUCUUUGCCUUCUGGAACUCUGAAAAUAUGAAAUUUUUUUCCCUUGAUGUUAUCUAAUAAGUCUUGUAGGCUUUCUUCACUCCUUGUCAUUCUUAUUUAUUCUUCUCUCACUGGUAAUUCCAAACAAACUCUUUAUCUUUCUUUGCUUGAGUAAGUCUGCUAUUGAUGCUCUCUAUUGUACCUUAUAUUUUAUACAUUAAAUUCUUCAGCUGCAGGAUUCCUGUUUGGUGAUUUUAAAAUAUUUCUUUCUUAAAUUUCUCAUUCAUGUUAUGAAUUGUUUUUCUGAUUUUAUUGAAUUAUCUUUCUGUAUUAUCUUGUAUCCUAUUGAGGGUUUUUUGUUUGUUUGUUUGUUUUUGAGACAGAGUGUCACUCUGUCACCUAGGCUGGAGUGCAGUGGCGUGAUCUUGGCUCAUAACAGUCUUUGCCUUCCAAGUUCAAGUGGUUCUCCUGCCUCAGCCUCCCGAGUAGCUGGGACUACAGGUGUGCACCACCACACCCAGUUAAUUUUUGUAUUUUUAGUGGAGACAGGGUUUCACCAUGUUGGCCAGGCGGGUCUUGAACUCCUGACCUCAAGUGACUCACCCACCUUGGUCUCCUAAAGUGCUGGAAUUACAGGUGUGAGUCACUGCACCCGGCCUUGUUGAGUUUUUAAAAGAUCAUUAUUUUGAAUUACUUUUUUGGUAAUUGGUAGAUUUCCUUCUAGUUUGUUAAUGGAAAGUUAUUGUGUUCCUUUCAUGGUGACACAUUUCCUUGCUUUUUCAUGUUUCUUUUGUCCCUGCAUUGAUGUCUGUGCAUCUGGUGAAACAAUGGCGUCUUCCCAUUUUUCCACAGUCACUUUCAUAGAGGCUUUCACCUGCACUUGGUCCUUAAUGUGCUAGUUGAGAAGGGUGUAGUAACUCUGUUUCCAGAUAAGUGAAAUGGUAUAGUCUUUGUUCAGCUUUGUCAACAGUAUUUAAUGUUGGCAGUAACUUUGUUUUCCUCAGUGGCCUAGGUUGUAAAAGUUUGUAGCAGUAGUGGCAUAGGUUGUUAAUGGCAAGGGCUUUUUUGGAGUCCUCCUAUUUUCAUUUGCCCCACAAUGAAGUUACUUAGCCAUGAAGAUACUUCUUGCUGUGAAGUAUGAUAUGGCCUAUAGGCAGGUACAGUGGCUCUGGGUUCCAGGUGCAGGUGCUCAGGGCAGCUGUGGGUCUGGGGUUCUAGGCUCAGCAUCUGAUGAACCUAUUGCGGCACCUGGGUUUUGAGCUAUAGAUUUGCUCCAUGUGGUAGAAUUGGAGGUAGGUUUACCACAGAGCCAAGAUCUGUGACUCUGAUGUACCCCCUAGCAGCUUGGGCCCAAAGGGCCGGGUUGUAGCUUUUUGUUUCUGGGCGGCCAGGCACAGCACAGGCCCAACUCCAGGGAAGAAGUGGUGCUUUGGAGUAUUGGGCCAAGGAAACAGAAUACAGCUGCAGUUUGGUAACCUGAACCAUUCAGGCUCAUUGGCAACUUGAGUUUCUGGCAUAGCACAGUUUUUGUUUGGGCCUUGGGCAAUAGGGAGCAGCCCAGUGAUGACUCAGCUCCCCAGGGAGAAAGCUGUCUCAGCAGCUCAUACUUCAGGGUGUUAGUCCUGCCCCCUGGCAGCUGGUUAUCCAGCUAGCUCCCUAAAGUGAAUACUAGAGUUGUUUGGCCUGUAAUGUAGGGUGUCUCAUCUCAUGCCCUGCUUUGUUUCCCUGGAAUGUGAAGUCCCAUGCCAGCUCAGCCCAGUAUUGCAUAGCUACUCAGUUCAGGCAAGGCACUGCAUCCCCAGGGGGUAAUGUGCCUCGUCAGCUCAGGUCUAGGGUGUGUGACCUUAGGUUGGCCCAGGCACCAUUUUCCUGGGAUGCAGGAAGCUGCUUCAGAUUAGGUACUGGACUGUGUGUCUGCUUGGGAUGGCCAAGACACUGUUACCUGGAAGGCAGGGUGGUAGGUAGGGUGCUGCUUAAACUUAGGCACUGGGGAGGCAUGACUCCUCUCGAUGGCCAAAGUACUGUUUUACAGGAGACAAGGUACAGCUCAGGUACAGAGGGGUGUGACUGCUCUGGAUGGUUAAUGCACUGAUUUCCCAGGAUGCCUGGCAUUGCUUCAGCUCUGGCCUAGAGGGGCAGGAUGCAGCAGCAACUGGGAGGGGUAGGUGGAGGAGCUUCGCCAAGGCAUCCUUUCCUCAGGAGGCAAUGUGCAGCUUCAGCUCAGGUCCCUGGAAUCAGAGCAGUUUUGGGAGAAGGAGACUGAGAGGUAGAUGGUGAGAGGUGGAUGUUGCACAUCUGCCAGAGCAUUGUUUUCCCAGGAAGGAGUGCACAGCUUCAGCUCUAGUCGAAGGUGACAGGACACAGCCUAGCAUAGGGACUUGAGGGGUAGGUGGUGCAGCUCUCCCACUGCAUGGCCCUACAUGGGAAGGUGGAAAAGCUGCUUGUAGGUGUUGGGCCACCAGGUGGGGGUGGAUGGUGAUGGCUUAUCCUCAGGGAUGAAGGGGUGCCAUGGAACCGGACAGAACUCCAGCCGUUCCAAGAUAACAGCACAGUAGUUGUAUGGGCCACUGGGGGCAGGACAGUGUCAGCUCCUUCCUCAAGAGCACAGCUGUAUGGACUCCAGGCGGGUCCAUCAGCUAAGCUUAGUGCCUGUGAGGGCUGUAGGGGACCCCACUGGUGAGUACUGUAGGUGUCCAAGGUGGUGAUGGACGCUGCUGGUAUGCUAUUGCUCACUUUUUCCACAUACGGAGAAAUUCCUUCUGGUUUUCAGCUGAUCUUGGCUGGGGGAUGGGGUUGUGGAGACGAGGUGUUCCAUUCUCUGCUUGGCUAUCCUGAGUUUCUAUGCUCACCAGAGUUUUUGUUAUUACUUUGACAUAUUCUGGUGCUUUCCUUUAGUUAUUUCAUUAAAAUGUAGUUGCUUAUUUAUUUUGGCUCUGUGGGGGUGGGGAGAACAGCAUUUACGGACUGCUAAUCUGCCUUCUUGCUGAAGUCACUCUCUUGCUACAGAUAUUUGGUUGGAAACAUUUUCGUUUGUAUUCUGUAAAUAACUAGGAGUAGAAUUGCUGUGUCAUAUGAUAUGUGUAUAUUUACCUGUAUAGGAAACUGCCAAGUUGUUUUCCAAAGUGGCUGUACCAUUUUGAUUUCUCACCAGUAUUUUGUGGGGAGCUCCAGUCCUACAUCUUUUUGAGCACUUGGUUUUGUUACACUUUAAGGUUUUCAAUUUAACAGAUGUGUAGAGGUGUCUCAUUGUGGAUUUAAAUUUCAUUGCUGAAAUGACUACUGGUAUUGAGCAUUUUUUCAUAUGUUCAUUGUUCAUAUAUCUUUAGUUAUCUUUCCAAAUCUUUUUUUUUUUCUUGAGACGGAGUUUCAUUCUUGUUGCCCAGGCUGGAGUGCAAUGGUGAGAUCUCAGCUCACCACAACCUCUGUCUCCCAGGUUCAAGCAGUUCUCCUGCCUCAGCCUCCCAAGUAGCUGGGAUUACAGGCCCCCACCACGACACCCAGCUAAUUUUUUUAUUUUUUGUAGAGAUGGGGUUUCACCAUGUUGGCCAGGCUGGUCUUGAACUCCUGACCUCAGGUGAUCUGCCCACCUCAGCCUCCCAAAGUGCUGGGAUUACAGGCGUGAGCCACUGCACCAGACCCUAUCUGUCCAAAUCUUUUGUUCCACUUUAAAUUGUUUUUUCUUCUUAACAUUGAAUUUUAAGAAUUCAUUGUAUCUUUUAAUAUUCUGAAUGCUAGUUAUUUGUCAGAUACAUGUUUUGCAAACCAUUUAUCUGUAUUUGGUUUCCUUUUGUUAUCUUAGCAGUGUAUCCUGAAGAAUAGUUUUAAAUUUUGAUGUAAUCCAAAAUAUUUCGGUUGUUUGUGUUCUUUGUUAUCCUAUUUUUGUUGUUGUUGUUUUAUAGAUAUGGGGGUCUCACUACGUUGCCCAGGCUGGUCUUGAUCUCCUGAACUCAAGUGAUCCUCCCACCUCAGCCUCCCAUCCUUGUCUACCUAAUUAGGCUUUGUGUAACUCAGUGUUGCAAAGCUUUGACAUCUGUUUGAGUUAAUGUUUAUAUAUGUUGUUACUUAAGGGUUUCACAUUAAAUUUAAACAUACUUAUAUUUUAUAACCAAACAAGUCAUGUUGGGGCAUACUCAUUAGGAUUGAGUGCUUUCUUACACCAAAAUACAUGUAUACAAAGAUUUAAAACACUUUCGGUUGGGCGCGGUAAUCCCAGCACUUUGGGAGGCCAAGGCGGGUGGAUCACAAGGUUAGGAGAUCAAGACCAUCUGGCUAACACGGUGAAACCCCGUCACUACUAAAAAAAUACAAAAAAUUAGCCAGGCGUGGUGGCAGGCGCCUGUAGUCCCAGCUACUCGGGAGGCUGAGGCAGGAGAAUGGCGUGAACCCUGGAGGCAGAGCUUGCAGUGAGCUGAGAUCACCCCACUGCACUCCAGCCUGGGCGACAGAGUGAAGACUAUGUCUCAAGAAAAAAAAAAAAAAAACUUUUAUAAUAACAACUGUAAAUAGUUCAAUUGACAGUCAUUUGUAAGAUGUUUAAGUAAAUUGUGAAACAGUAAGUAAAUGGAUGAAAACACACUGAUUAAAACUGCUGCUUUUAUCCAACAAGAUGGAUGAAUUUCCCAGGAAAGAAUACUUGAGUUCAGGCCUGUUCAAGUCCCAACCUGUUUGUGGUUUGAGGUUGCUCUCUGCCUCAUAGAGCAAAGUGGAGAGUUUAUCUUCUGGGAGGACAAAGUUUUCUUCUCUGAAAAAGUUUCCUACAUAGUUGGCUUUGGCAUUUGCAAGGAAUGAAAGGUCAGGGAUUGAGGCCUCAUGAGUCUGGAUUUCUAGCUGAGGUUGAGAGAAAAGGUAGUGAUUGUAACCAGAAAAUCCAGAGUGGGUGUAUUUACCUCCAGAACUCAUAACUUAAAAAAAAAUUUUUUUUGAACUGACAUGCUUGAGGCUUUUUUUUUUUUUUUUUUUUUUUGAGAUGGGGUCUUGCUCUAUCCCCCAGGCUGGAGUGCAGUUGUGCAAUCAUAGCUCACUGUAGCCUUAUCCUCCUGGCCUAAGCAGUCUCCUGCCUCAACCUCCCUAGUAGCUGAGACCACAGGCGCAUGCCACCUGUGAGUUUCUAGAGACGAGGUCUCCCUAUGUUCCCCAGCCUGGUCUUGAACUCCUGGGCUCAAGUGAUCCUCCUGCCUCAGCCUUCCAAAGUGUUGGAUUACAGGCGUGAGCCACUGUGCCUGGCCAGAGCUCAUCACUGUUAACUCAGCCUGGGUUUUUCACAGCAGUCAUGGAAAUAGAUUCAUUAAUAAUAGUAACAAAUAUAUAGUCUCCCUCUCAAAGAAACCUUGAGUGGCAGUGGCAUACCAGAUACACAGUAGGAAAUACUGUAGAAUUAUGUUGUUAAGUUCAUAACCAAACAUCAUACAUGAUGAUAAAAGACAAAAUAAUGGUCACAUUUGUGCAGUAUUAACUGAGAGGGCAAAUUUGUCCCUGAGAAGCUAUUGGGAAUGUUCUCUCUCUUUGCAUUACUAGGAAUUACAUGGGAAACACAUGUAGACAGUCUUCAGGCUAUUAAGAUUUGUCCACUUAAUCUUUACUUAUACAUGAAUAAAAAAUGGGAAAACAUGAUAAAUAUAAUAAACGAAUACACUCAACCCUGCCCCUUGAUUAUAUAAUAGAACAAAAUCAGCAUGCCCGGCAUGAGCCUGCCAGAUUGCCAAUUCCAUCCUCCACCUUCAGAGGAUGCCGCCAUCCAGAAUUUUGCCUUACUCAUUUUACUUUCUUCAUAGUUCGACACCUUAAAUGUAUAUUACUAAUAGUAGCUUUACAUUUUUGGCUGAUUUAAAAAUUGAUAUAAAUGAAAUGCUGUAGAGAUGCUUUUUGGUAUUAAGUGGAUAUACUGUUAUUCUUAAAGAUGCUUGAAAUGAAUAUACCUUUCUAAUUAUCUUUUUAAAAUAAUACAUUAAAUGAUACUGCUUUAGAAUUCAUGAACUGCAUCUCAUGAGAAUAUGUAGAGAUGACGUGGGCAGGUAAAGUAAAACUUCAGGUUGAAUAUCCUAUGAUAAUUUACAAAUGACAAAAUAGUGUGGUGAAUAAUAGAGCUUGAGCACUUUAAGGCACCAUAGGGACCCCUUCAAUGUAAUGAUGACAACGCUGAGGUGCAGAGAAGUUAGGUAAUUAGCCCAAGCCACUACUCUAAGGGCAGACCCUAUCUACUUUUCCUAAUUUGUCAGAAGACUGCCUAUGAUACUACUUAUAAAAAGUCCUGUGAAAUUGGUAUUGUCAUUAUUUUACAAAUAAAAUAAUCUUCAAUUUUUGUUUCCUCUAUGCAUGGGUUACUUAGUAUUUUGUAAUUUGAAUUUCAAGCAUAAUUAAAAAGAAAUCAGGUAUCUAGGCUGGGCAUGGUGGCUCAAGCCUGUAAUCUCAACAUUUUGGGAGGCUGAGGCAAGAGGAUCACUUGAGGCCAGGAGUUUGAGGUAUCUUUUGUUGAUCUCUACACUGAUUGUAUUCUCUCUUUUAUUCUAUGAAAGUUAAAGAUUUUUUCUGAUACUACAUAUUGUCAGUUUUUUAAAUACUCAGUUUGUGCUAAAAGAAAACAUUCGGCAACUGAUACCUGCUGUUCUGUAUGUAUCUGUCAGUCCAGAUUUGUCCAUUAUGGUGUAUGAAUCUAAUAGAACCUCACCAAUGUUAUACCUGCCUUCUUGAAAUCAUUACUGAGAUAGCUAAUAUUAAAAUAUCCUGGUUUGUCUGUAUGUUUAAUUCUUUACUCUCAUUAUACUAAAUUUUUUUAAUGUAAUUUGAAUUGAUGGUAAAAAUUGUAUACAGGCCGGGUGCAGUGGCUCACUCCUAUAAUCCCAGCAUUUUGGAAGUCCUAUGCAGGAGGAUUGCCAGAGGCCAGGAAUUUGAGAUCAGCCUGGGCAACAUAGUGAAACUCUCAUCUUUAUAAAAAGUAAUAUUAAAAUUUUUAAAAGUGUAUAAACUGUAAAAUAUAUUUUACUGGUGUUUUCUUCCUUAUUCCUACUUGUCAGAUGCAAAUACACAUUUUUGUGUUUGUGUUUAGUAAUUAUAAGUAUACAUAUUUCAUUCUAUUUCAUAUAUUUCUAUGACAUAUCUUAGAUGUGUAAUUUAUGAACUAUUACUGGAUUAUUUUAAUCCAUUAGAAAUUACUAUUCACGCAUUCUGUAUUCAAUUCAUGUGAUAGCUAAUAUAUUUGGUUUUAAAUGCAUCUUAUUUUGUGGUUUUCUUCUAGGCUGUUUUUUGUGCUUUCUUUUAAAAAUAUAUAGGUUUUAAUAUUCUUAAUUUUCUUUUAGUUUGAAAUGUAUAUACUCAUUUUAUUCAUUAGUCUAAGAUAAGAAUUGUAACACUUCUCUAACCUAUUAUAGAAUUGUUAAUACCUUUACCCUUCUCUUGAACACAUCAAAGGAUGUCACUGAGUGUUGGUAUUGGAGUAUAGCAUAUCUAUUAUUCUGCUCAAUUAGAAGAUAUUGUUCAUGUUGUAUAGAGAUAAUAAGUAAUUGUAUUGAUCUGCAGAUGCAUCCAUCUUUUGGAUUCUCAUUCCUUCUACCACUGCAGAACUUUCACCUGUAAUCACUUUCCUUUGGCCUUAAGGAUAACUUUUAGGGUUACUUUUCUACUAAAUUUCCAAUUUUUGACCAGAUAUAAUCUUAUAUUUGCUCUUCCUGAAAAAUACUAUUGUUGUGGAUAGAAAUCUGGGUUGGUAGUUAUUUCUUCAGCAAUUUGACCAUGUCAUUCCACUGUGUCCCUGGCCUCCUGUAUACUGGAUGUGAAUGGAUACAAUUAUAUAUUGUGUUUAUAGUUUUCCUGUGCUAUAGGAACAGUAUUCGAAUCUGAUGCAAAGGACAACACACCCUAGAGAUUGUAACAGUGAGAUGAACCAAGUGAUUGGAUGGGGUUUUGAGUUGCUGGAAUAAUGGAGUUACAGUGUACAAUGCAUAAGCAACAUAAUAAAUUAUAUAUCUGGUGAACAAA
Gorilla gorilla gorilla (western lowland gorilla) is the source of this 18382-nucleotide messenger RNA. It is a transcript of the gene ZNF460, whose product is annotated as zinc finger protein 460. Gene Ontology annotation, biological process: regulation of transcription by RNA polymerase II. Lineage: Eukaryota; Metazoa; Chordata; Mammalia; Primates; Hominidae. Gene Ontology annotation, molecular function: RNA polymerase II cis-regulatory region sequence-specific DNA binding; DNA-binding transcription factor activity, RNA polymerase II-specific. The coding region runs from base 405 to 2093 and encodes 562 amino acids. The transcript is spliced from 3 exons. The record is from RefSeq and is a predicted model, not a curated record.